Molecule: messenger RNA, 1425 nt
Organism: Malaya genurostris
Lineage: Eukaryota; Metazoa; Arthropoda; Insecta; Diptera; Culicidae
Exons: 1
Coding region: 1-1425 (474 amino acids)
Biological process (GO): DNA integration
Molecular function (GO): nucleic acid binding
Source: RefSeq, a predicted model, not a curated record
AUGAGAUUUAUUGGUAAUCUACGCGCUGCCCCCGAUGGCAAAAAACUAGGACGACUUAGUCAGGAGGAACUGUUAGCCGCCGAAAACGUUAUUUGGAGGAUUUGCCAGCAAGAGGCUUAUCCAGACGAGCGCGCGUUGUUGAGUAAAAAUAAAUCAGAAGUUACAUUGACUAAAGGAAGUCGAAUCUACAAUUAUGCACCAUACAUGGAUGAGAAUGAUGUGCUGAGACAAGACGGUCGGAUUGGAGCAGCCGCUCACGCCAAAUUCGAUGUUAAAUUUCCCAUCAUUCUGCCACAAGAACACCGCGUAACACUGUUAGUAAUUAACGACUAUCAUAGUAGAUACCAUCACGCGAAUUCAGAGCUUGUCGUGAACGAAGUGAGACAGAAAUUCAAAAUUCCAAAACUGCGUGCAAUUGUAAAAAAGGUAGUUCGGCAAUGUCAGUACUGCAAAGUCUACAAAUCGCUUCCAGCUGUGCCAAGAAUGGCACCUUUACCGUCAGCGAGAUUGUCAUCCUUUGAAAGACCUUUCUCAUACGUUGGUAUCGAUUACUUCGGACCGCUGCUAGUGACGGUGGGGCGGAGUAGCCAAAAACGAUGGGUCGCUUUAUUCACAUGUCUCACUAUCAGAGCCGUCCAUCUGGAGGUGGCACAUAGUCUGAGUACGGAGAGUUGCAUCCUGUGUUUCCGUCGAUUCGUAGGGCGCAGGGGAGCACCAAUAGAAGUGUACUCGGACAACGGGAGUAACUUCCACGGUGCCGAGAAAAUAUUGAGGAAGCAAAUCGAUGCUGGUAUGGCCGACACAUUUACUAACGCGAACACAAAGUGGCACUUCAACCCACCAUCUGCCCCACACAUGGGGGGUGCUUGGGAAAGGAUGGUGCGUUCAGUAAAAGUUGCGAUCGAAGGUAUUCACACUGGCAGAAAGCUGAAUGAUGAAGGGUUACUGACACUUUUGGCGGAAGCGGAAAGUAUUGUCAACUCCAGACCAUUGACUUACAUCCCUUUGGAUUCAGCAGAGCAAGAGGCGCUUACGCCAAAUCAUUUCGUGCUUGGCAGUUCAACGGGCGUAAAACAACCUGCUGUGAUUCCUGUGGACUAUCGAGAAGCUAUCAAAGGGAGCUGGAACCAGAUACGUCAUCAGUUAGACCUGUUCUGGCAUCGUUGGCUCAAAGAGUACUUACCAAUCAUUUGUAGGCGUACUAAGUGGUUCAACGACACGAAGGCGUUAGAGGUGGGAGAUCUAGUCGUGAUUGCUGAUAGCAACAAGCGGAACAACUGGGUGCGAGGACGAGUAAUCGGAAUCCAACCUGGGACUGACGGAAGGAUACGUCGAGCAAGCGUGCAAACAUCGACGGGAGUAAUGAAGCGACCAGUAUCGAAGCUGGCCGUCUUAGAUGUCGGCGAUUCAGGUAAAACAGCGUAG